This is a messenger RNA of Alligator mississippiensis (American alligator), 2515 nucleotides long. It is a transcript of the gene PITX2, whose product is annotated as paired like homeodomain 2. Bases 768 to 1778 code for a protein of 336 amino acids. Gene Ontology annotation, cellular component: nucleus. Gene Ontology annotation, molecular function: DNA-binding transcription factor activity, RNA polymerase II-specific; RNA polymerase II cis-regulatory region sequence-specific DNA binding. Gene Ontology annotation, biological process: regulation of transcription by RNA polymerase II; anatomical structure morphogenesis. The transcript is spliced from 3 exons. The record is from RefSeq and is a predicted model, not a curated record. Lineage: Eukaryota; Metazoa; Chordata; Crocodylia; Alligatoridae.
CCGCCCCAGGCCCCCGCGGCUGGCGGCUGGGGCAGAGCAGGUUGCAGUAGCCCCGGGGCCGGAGCCUGCUGAUAGGUUGCGAGGACCCGAGGCUUCCUCCAGCCUCUCACCUCCUGAUUGGUCCGGCCCCGCAUCCGUCGUGCCCUGGGCGGUGGCGGGCGCCGCGGGGGUGGAGGCAGGGACGGGGCCGGCUGACAUCACCGCCCGGGGAAGGCCGCCUCUGGCUUGAAGAUGUUAUAGGCAAACAGGGAAGCGGCGGAGCCGAGCGGGUCCCCAGCUCGCCUGGGCGCAGAGCUGUGCACAAGGCAGAAAGGGGGAGACUCCGCUGGGGAGGGAGACUCUGCCGCCGCCGCUGCUGCUGCUGCUGCUUGGAUAUACUACCAUCUACCUGCCACCCCUGUCACUCCCUGCCCCGGCUCCGCAUUGUGAAGUCCUAUUAGGAGCAUCUGUCGGGGGGCGAAUUUGCUUUGAUCGUUUCUGCCCCGCUCCUUGUCCUCCUCUUGCUCCGCUGCUGCCUCCCCCUCCCCGCCGCCGCCCCCACGGAGCCCCCCGCGCCCCCGGGUGCAUUUGCCUCGAGACUCUUUCCCGCCGAGGCUGCGCCGGACCCGCGGGCUCCGAGAGGGGGACGAGGGGCUCCUCGGACGCUGCCCACCGCUGCCUGGCUCUCGCCCGCCCCAGCCGGGGGCCAAGCCGGAGCCGCCCGGGGCCGGGGCAGCUGGCCGGGCACAGCCCUCCGCAGCAGGCGCCCGCUCAUCUUGCUCUUGCCCAUGAACUGCAUGAAAGACCCGUUAAGCCUGGAGCGCCUGGGAGCCGGGAAUAAGCUGUGCUCCACUUCACCCUCCUCCUCCUCUUCUUCCUCCUCCUCCUCCUCAUCUUGCCACCAUCACCAGCCGGCACUGGGCAUGGCUUCUGCUCUAGCUCCCGGGCAGCCUCGCUCGUCCUUGGACUCCUCCAAGCACCGGCUGGAGGUGCACACCAUCUCGGACACCUCCAGCCCCGAGGCCGCAGAGAAAGAGAAAAGCCAGCAGAGCAAGAAUGAGGACCCGGGGGCUGAGGAUCCGUCCAAGAAGAAGAGGCAGCGGCGGCAGAGGACUCACUUCACCAGCCAGCAGCUGCAGGAGCUGGAGGCCACUUUCCAGCGGAACCGCUACCCGGACAUGUCCACCCGGGAGGAGAUCGCGGUCUGGACCAACCUCACAGAAGCCCGAGUGAGGGUUUGGUUCAAGAACCGCAGAGCCAAAUGGAGAAAGAGAGAAAGGAACCAGCAAGCUGAGCUUUGCAAAAACGGUUUUGGUCCGCAAUUUAACGGUCUCAUGCAGCCCUACGAUGAAAUGUACCCGGGCUACUCUUACAACAACUGGGCAGCUAAAGGCCUGACCUCUGCUUCCCUGUCCACCAAAAGCUUUCCUUUCUUCAACUCUAUGAAUGUCAACCCUCUGUCUUCUCAGAGCAUGUUCUCCCCUCCAAAUUCCAUCUCCUCCAUGAGUAUGUCUUCAAGCAUGGUGCCCUCUGCAGUCACUGGGGUCCCCGGUUCCAGCCUCAACAGCCUGAAUAACUUGAACAACUUGAGCAAUCCCUCCCUGAAUUCUGCAGUGCCAACGCCAGCUUGUCCUUAUGCUCCUCCAACACCUCCUUAUGUUUAUAGGGACACAUGUAACUCUAGCUUGGCCAGUCUGAGACUUAAAGCCAAGCAGCACUCCAGCUUUGGAUAUGCCAGUGUGCAGAACCCAGCUUCCAACCUGAGCGCGUGUCAAUAUGCUGUGGACAGACCCGUGUGAGAUAUUCCAGUAUAAAAUACUGAACGGGAAUCCCUCCCCUUCCCCGCAGAGACUGAGAAUUAAACUAGAAAGUAAUGGGCACUAUAGAGAAAGAGAAAGGAAAAAAGGAGAGAGAGAGAAAAGAGAGAGAGAAGGAAACCACUGAAAUAAGAUAGCUCCUUUGUUUUCAAAGGAUCUCCGACAGUUUCUGACAUCCUUCAUUUAAGAGUAUUUCCAACAGUUACAAGGACAUAUAUAUAUAUAUAUAUAUAUAUAUAUAUAUGGACAGACAAAUGUUUGACUGGAUAUGAUAUGACAUUUUAAUGUUACUAUAAGCUUGUUAUUUUUUAAGUUUAGCAUUGUUAACAUAAAAUGACUGAAAGGAUGUAUAUAUAUCGAAAUGUCAAAUUAAUUUUAUAAAAGCAGUUGUUAGUAAUAUCACAACAGUGUUUUUAAAGGUUAGGCUUUAAAAUAAAGCAUGUUACACAGAAAGCGAUUAGGAUUUUUUCGCUUGCGAGCAAGGGAAUGUAUAUACUUAAAUGCGACACUGUAUGUUUCUAACAUAAUUAUUAAAAAAAAACAACCUUGUGUGAAUAUCAGUUUUAGAAUAGUACCUCUGGUGGAUGCAAUGAUGUUUCUGAAAUUGCAAUGUAAAACAUGCCCUGUGUAUAACAUUUCGUACAAUAUUAUUGUUUUACUUUUCAGCAAACAUGAAAAAAAUGUGUUUUAUUUCAUGGGAGUAAAAUAUACAGCAUACA